AUGGCACGUUACCAGUUUAUCAGUUCGCUCCUCCUCCUGCUGGUGGCCAUCAGCGCCGUGAAUUGUGCGGCACAGGCACCACUUCGGCGGACUCUGCGCCUGCGUCCGGUGGCGUUCGCCCGGCAGGAGGUGGCUCCCACGCCCUAUCCCUCGGCUGCUGAGCUGAAACCCGCCUCUGAACAGCCCGCGCUGACCUACGGACCUCCUGAGGAUGUGGAUACAGAUGCCUUGCCGUCGGAGCAGGAGCCACCAGUGGACACAUUCGAGCCUAGCCCAGAGAACGAGGAGGUGGACACCGAGGAGAGCUCACUUGAGGCCACCACACCCUCCUCCGCUCCGGCCCGCCUGCGCAGUCGCCAGAGAUUGGCCAAGUUGCAGCUGGCCAAGCCCAAGCGGCUCCGCCAACUCACAGCUCGCCUGGAGGAGCUGCCCGUGGAUGCAGCAGUGGCUCCAGUGGCUCCGGUGGUUCCAGUAGCUCAGGCUCCAGCACUGGCCACGCCCCAGUUUUACUAUGUGGGUGCCCAGCAGCCGUAUUACCUGGCAGCCUACAACGCUGCUCCCCAACAACUGGGCUGGUAG
Molecule: messenger RNA, 579 nt
Organism: Drosophila mauritiana
Lineage: Eukaryota; Metazoa; Arthropoda; Insecta; Diptera; Drosophilidae
Exons: 1
Coding region: 1-579 (192 amino acids)
Source: RefSeq, a predicted model, not a curated record